CUAAACCUUCUCCAGGCUGAGUUCGCGACGAGCACGGAGCUCGUGGAGCAGCCAGUCAGCCGUGCACCAUUGUCGAAGAACCGUCCGGCUGGUCGACACUGACCGCGCGCGCAUCGUCGCCGUCCGACCACUCCGUCCCUCGUGCCAUUCUUCUCUUUGCCUCUUUUCGCCAGGGAGCCCCCCCGGGAACUCCCUCGACAGCUUCGUCUGUGCCUUUGCCGAGCGAGUGUUUCCUCGUGCUUCUCCGGCGCGUGAACGCGUGAGCGAGCGAGUGAAUCUCCGGUGUCGCGCCCCCGGUGUCGUUUCUUCUCGCCCAACAGGUGUCCGUUCGGAGAGUUCAACGCGUGGAAGGGUCUCGCAGUGGUCGGUGCGUGGAGUAAAGUCGCGUGCUCGUCGCGUGCGUCUCGCGUGCUCGUCGUCGCGUCGCGGUCGCCGGUCGCAAGCGCGCGCGCUCGCUCGCUCGCUCGCUCGCUCGCGCUUUUUCGUCGCGCGAUCGCGUCGGGGUGUGUGUGCAAAUCGCGUCUCGUGUGCGGUCCGAUGCGAGGUCCAGCGGUUUAUCCACAGAUAUAGUGCAAAAAUGCGGACGAAGCUGUUCAAGUUAGUGGUGGUCCUGCUGGUCGCAGGAUCCGGCGACACCAGGCCUCAGAGGAAUGACGCGGAUGUGGCGACACAGCCGGAAGCGACGGGAGCGAGCAACGCGGGAUGGAGAGCCGUCCGAUCGUCGAACAAGUCUCACGACAUUGUUCAGAACGAUAGCAGCGGGCAAUCGAACAACACCAACCGUGAUUUGAAGGAUCUGCAGUACAUGGACCAGUCUUUGAGAACAGUCGCCACUCAGCUGCUCAACGUCACGAAUCCGGACAACAUAAUGAAGGUGAACAGUCAACAGCUGAUCAAAGCCGAGCACAGCGCCGGAACGAUGCAGAAGAACUCGGAAAAGAGUGACGCGUCGUUGAUAAAAGAGAUCAACUCGGAAAUCAGCAACCUGGAGUCUAUGGGCGUAAGUUUCGGCAGGCCGAUGAAUUCCAAGUUCAGCUAUUUCGAGAGCAGCCACCCCGGCCAGGCGAUGGCCAUAACAGAGGAAGAACUGGAGCGAGAGAUGAGCACGACGAGACUGAUCACCGCUUACAAGAAUCAUCCGACCACCAGUGGUGGUAUCUCCACUUGGAUCCUACUGAAUCCACCGUCUACGACCGUGAAGAGCGUCACAGGGAUCGAGAAAAAGACGAAGCCGUUCCAAACGGAGGUGCGGCUGACGGUAAGACCGAGCUCGUCGGUCGAGAGGGUGGAGACGAUCCCGCAGCCUGAGAAGAUCACGGAGAAGACCACGCCGCAGCUGACACCCGUUAUAACCACGGAGAAGGUAAUCGCCAGCACGAAAAAGCCGACGGCAACCACGUUGAAGAAGAUCACGACUACUUUAAAACCGGAGAGGAUCACUACUCAGAGCUUGGAAAAGGUGGAACCCUCUUCAAGUACUACCCUGAAGACGAUGCGCACUACGAUUGCGAGCGCUACGACGAACGACGAAGUGUCCUCGACGACAUUCGCGCCCACAACGAAGAAGAGUCAAAGUCCACGCACUACUCCCAAGCCGAAGGUCACCACGUCGAGAACGACUCCGCAUCCGAAGCCAACGUCGGUGACGACGAAACCGUCGAGACCGGGUCAACAGGGUAGACCGAAACCUACCCCGACGAGGAGAAGCACAGUGAAGCCUGAUACGACGAAGAACGAGACCGCGUCGACCGGUAAGAUCGAAAAGGUGACGUUCAAGCCGGUUCAAAUAAUCACGACCUUGAAGAACAGGCCGGAGAAUACGGAAAGGCCGAUGUUCGUCACCAAGAUAAAAGCCUCGGUGCUGAUGGAUACUCAGAAGACACCGACUACUUUGCAACCGGCGUCCACCGCGACCACCUUGAGCGCCCUCACCACCACCUCCAAAUCGAACCUGUCAGGUGCGGAUCUCGUGGAAGUGCCGGUGAGAUCGAAACCGAUCGGCACAAACGUCAACAAUGUGCUGAAGGUACAGCUGAAGAAGCCCGUGGACGAGACCACACAGAUCGAGGUUGACCCGAUCAAGAUGAACGCGCCGAUCCUGAAGAUCGAGAAGAUAAGCAAGGACAAAUUGGACGAGAUCGUGGAGAAGAACAUCGACGAGCUAAGCAACUCCAGGAUAGACCUGAAGUUCGACUUCAAUCCCGAGCUGACGAAGAUCAACGUAGAGACGCAAACCGAAGUGGCCACUAUGACGACGACGGCGGCGGCGACGACGGGAACGUCGACGACGCCAUCGUUGACAAUAGCAUCGAGCACGACGAAACGGCCGAGGCACAAUUCGAAAAGGAAGAAGAACAAAGUCCGUAGGCGCAAGCCAUCCACUACGUCAGUGGCGCCUAGCUCGACGACGGUCGCGAGCAUAAUGUCCAGCUUGAUGGAGACCAGCGAGAGCGUCACCGACUCCAGUAUCAUAGACAAUGCGGUCCAGGAGUCGAAGAUCGCUCCUGAGACUAAGAUAGCGGCGAACACGACGAAGACGAAGAAGAAGCAACCGCAGAAGGGAAUUAGCACGCAGAUCUACAACUUUCUCAGUCGCGAGGUGAUGCCGAGCUUCGGUGUAAUGUCCUUAGUGGGUCUCGGUCUCGGUCUGGCCUCGUACUUCUUAUACCCCUUCGGCGGUACCAUCUCCCGCAGGAACUACGAGGUGGAGCCGAACUACAAGUACAAUAUGGAGGAUUACGACAAUAACUACGGUCAGAGCGAAGAGGAAGUGCUGUCCAAGGUGUUCCAGGGUAUGACGAGUCACGAGAGCAAGUAUCCGGGCGUGAAGGACCUCAACAGCAACUACUAUCAUUAUCAGCACUAUGACGGCGCGUACGACGCGCAGACGACGAAGAGGAUCGACUCCAGGUAUCCGUCGGUGUCCACAUCAUCCAUCUACAGGCCGGUGGAGAACACUCAGUCUGCAAAGUAUCGGAACACGGACCACAACAGGUACUCUGAGGCGCAGACCACGCCAGUUUACUACGACCGUAAACACGCGGAGGGUCUCGCCGAAAUCCCGGGAUCGGCGAAUCGGCAGUUCGUGGUCGGUAAUGUACCCAAGGAAUAUCCGUUCGGCAUGAAAGACGCUGCUCUAUCUGUGGCCAGCAAGAAAGGGAACGGCUACGAGUCGACUGAGAGCGGGCAAACGCAGUUCGAGCGGGACAUCGCGCAGACCUUCAACUUCCCGGGAUCAGGCAACCUGCAUGGCUACGGUCCGGUCCACUUGUCGGAGACGUCGUCCGUCAGGCCGGACGACGGCUAUGAAGAGAUCGAGAUCACGCCGACGGCGGUGGCCGUUGAGCAUGGCCCGCGGUCUCUCAAGGUGAAACGAACCGCGUCUACCGACAGAGGAGGAGGCGGCCGGCUCUCGCGGCCGAAGAGAGAGUCGGUAAUACAGGUGAUACCGUCGAAGCAUGAGCUGGAGGAGGAGGAGAAGGAGGAGGACCUGAGUAACGAGAUCUUGGAUAUUAUCGACUUGGCGCUACCGGGCGGGGACGAGCCGAAGACGCGAAACAAUAGCGAAGGCAUCAACGAGGUCGAGGACCUUGAGGCGCAGAAGAGGAAACGGCAAGAGGAGGCUAACACGCGCAUAAAAGAGUCCACUAUGAAGACCUUCAUCACUACCACCACCACUAGCAGUGUGCAGAACCUAGAGGGUACACACGACACAACGAAAAUCCCCGGGAGCGAGUCGACCCCGAAGGCCGUCGAGAAAGCGAAUGGCGACGUGAGUAAGGAUACCACGGAGGAGACGCACACCGUGAGCACGACGUCGUCCAGCUCCAAGGACGCCGAGUCGACGACCGUCGAGUGGUUCGAGAGCUCGACCACACAGAAGCCCGCGGAGGGCUUCAGCAUCUUCAACUUCGUGAAGAAGGUAGCCGAGAUCAAGUUCAGGCUGGGCUUGACGAUCCUCAAGCAUGCCAGCGAGGGCUUCGCGCGGUAUCUCGGUCACGUGCAGAAGAGGAUCAACGGCGAGGAGUAAGGGAGGUCGAGAACGAGCAAGCGAGCAAGCGAGCGAGCGAGCAGCGGAAUGUAUCGCGAACUCGAUGAACGCGGCGGUAACUCCUCGUGAGGCGAUCGGGGUCUCCUCAGCCGGUCGCGACGAUGCAGCGGUGCGUGUGCGCCAUCGUCAUGACGGCUGAAGCGGGCGCGUUCGCUUUUGUGCGUUCCGCCGAGCGCCGGACAAUCGAGCGAUCGGGCAAAAGCGCGACCCCGAAGAGGAGCGCACGACUAUGCCUGGCUAACGGUAGUCGGGCGGAACGCGGGGAAGCGACCGGCGCACGCAGCUCUCCUCCCCCUCCCUCCUGCCCCGGCCAGCUUCACGGUCGAUUCGGUCGGGACGCGAUUUCACGGGCGAUCAUUUUUUGUCCGCGACCAGCGACGUCGCGUCCUUUCACUUAGAAAGCUAAAACGAUGAAGAGGAACAUGAAAUACUGUUACGCCCGUUCGGUGAAUGUAACGCCGCGUCUCUUCUUCUUCGAGGUAUCGCCGUACCGGAUACGCGAUAUGGAUCUUCUUCUUCUUCUUCUUCUUCUUCUUCUUCUUCUUCUUCUUCUUCUUCUUCAGGAUCUUCGGUGCUCGACGCGCGGGGGAUCGAUGAUCGACGACGAUGCGAUACGACGCGCUGGCGACUGGCGACGUUCUCUGUCUGGCGACACCAGCAGGUUCGGCGAACCUGACGAGCUUGAACUCGUCGCUCUUCGGGUCCUCGCGCGCGCGCGCGCGCGCAAUGCACCUCGCGACGCGUCGCAUUCCGGUUGAUCGAUUUGUUCGACAGAGGAGAUAGCGCGGGAUUGGUGGAGGGGUUUCGGAAGAGUCUCUCUUUUGCUCUUUGCCUCUUUCUCUCUUUCUUUCACUCUCCUACGGAGGAUCGAUCAGACCUUUAUUGUCGCUUAGUUCUCUGUCUAUAAUUGUUUUGGUAUGCGCGCUACGCUCCCGUCCUCUCGCUGGAGGACGAGCGAAGACGUACGGAGGAGUCGAUUAUUGGGCAACACUUAUAGCUGUAGUGUAUAUUAUAAAUAAAUAAAUAGAGCUGAACGAACGAACGAGUGAAUAAAUAAAUAAAUAAGUAUGCAACUAUGUAAUACCCUGACAUACGUUAUGUAAAUAAAUAUAUGGAGAUUGCGAACGCUUGUUUCUCUUGCGCGAUUAACGCGAUCGUCCCGAAGGGACGCGAGGGUGGCGGACGUCCUCUAAGCGUCCUCGACGACUCCCAGGGUGGGGUCGCGCGCGUAUGUAACUUGGACUUCUCUCUAAUUUCGCUCGUCCGUCUCCGUCGGGGACCAACGCCGGGGCAGCAACAGGUGGCGGUUGUUUUCCGAUCGAUCAUGCUUACGUGCUCUCGCACGCAAGCGGACGGUGAUACAUUGAUUAUUCAAUAACAUGCUCGGUAAUGCUAUGGUAUCUAUGAUCCAGCUGACUAUACCGUCACGCGGUCCCGGCAAAAUGGCUCGCGAGGGGCAGGUCUGGGUGCUUGUUAACCGCGCGCGCGCGCGAGUCGGUUUUUGACCGAACGGCUUUCAAUGCAGUUUCGUUUACCCUGAAGUCCGAAAGUUUCGAUUUCGUUCGCACGCUGUCCCCGCG
Molecule: messenger RNA, 5631 nt
Organism: Harpegnathos saltator (Jerdon's jumping ant)
Lineage: Eukaryota; Metazoa; Arthropoda; Insecta; Hymenoptera; Formicidae
Exons: 5
Coding region: 578-4030 (1150 amino acids)
Source: RefSeq, a predicted model, not a curated record